UUCUCGGCAUCGCGAAUUUUCUCUGGAGCCUUUGUGGCCCCAAAGAAGACUGCCUCCGCCUCGAAAAGCUCUCUUGAUGGACUGAAAGAUGCCGAGAUUCGGGCCAUCCCCUGCUUUGAUAGGUACGGAAAGGUCGCCGAACUAAACCAUCCCCCUCUGCCACCGAACGAGCGACGACGGCGCCCGCGGCCUCGUGCCCCAGCGUAUAUCGGCAACCGACAGAGCAAUAUCGGCCUCAAUGCCGCUGGAGGUGGCGAAGGUGGUAGUGGCGUCGAGGGCAAAGGAGCCAGUUGGCAUGAAGAGGAAGACAACGAGCCACCAUUGAUCCGAGUUGCUGCCUUCGACUAUCAAAACACAUCGACUGUAUGUGCUCUGAUUGAGUUCAGAGGCCUGAUGCACAUCUACUAUCUGAACAGCCAACACAAAGUGAGACCAAUUGCUGCGUCUCACACUGAUGUGUGA
This is a messenger RNA of Protopolystoma xenopodis, 462 nucleotides long. Lineage: Eukaryota; Metazoa; Platyhelminthes; Monogenea; Polystomatidea; Polystomatidae. The record is from the annotation of a GenBank genome assembly.